Drosophila subpulchrella is the source of this 2204-nucleotide messenger RNA. It is a transcript of the gene Stim, whose product is annotated as stromal interaction molecule homolog. The transcript has 8 exons. Gene Ontology annotation, molecular function: calcium ion binding; calcium channel regulator activity; protein binding. Gene Ontology annotation, biological process: store-operated calcium entry; intracellular calcium ion homeostasis; activation of store-operated calcium channel activity. The coding region runs from base 287 to 1987 and encodes 566 amino acids. The record is from RefSeq and is a predicted model, not a curated record. Gene Ontology annotation, cellular component: endoplasmic reticulum; plasma membrane. NCBI's taxonomy places the organism in Eukaryota, Metazoa, Arthropoda, Insecta, Diptera, Drosophilidae.
GGUCUAAAAAAAACUUAUGGAAGUUUACCACUGGGCAUCCACAUAUGUGUGGUUAUUAAGUGUUUAGCAAUGGCAUUGUAAAUUGUGCACUCAUAACGCAGCCGAAACCAACCGAACACCAUUGUAUUUCGCAGUUUUCUACGUUCUUGGAAGCUAUCAUCUGUUAAAACUAUGAUUUGCACGACCAACAAAUGUGAACUGUUGACUUAGAGAACCCGAACCGAUUGCUGAUUAUAAGGAGACGUCUGCGAUAAUUUACUUAAAAGAAGUCCGCACAUUUACAAAAAUGCGAAAGAAUACUAUUUGGAACUAUUCUUUCAUAUUCAUAUGCUGUGUGCUGAAGAGCAUAAGUUCGCAAGAUCAUGGGACACACACAGUUUCGGUCGUUUCGAAUCGAUAUAACACGCAACAUCAGUAUAAGCAAAAUCCCAAUGUGGCCUCGCGUCACUCAUCCCAUGAGGCUGGUCACAAUUCCCAGCCGGAACAUGUGACCCAUAUCGCGGCAUCGCAUGCCGGAAGCGGAGGAGAGCACUCCACUCACCUUGAGCAAAAUCUGCAUAGGAGCUCAUACAAUCUCCUAAGCGAGGCUAUGUCCCAGGCUGUCAGUAAUGAAUUUAGUUCCAUGGGUAGCGGUUCGGCAGAUGGGGCAUGUGCUGCUGACGAUUUUGACUGCUAUAGUGGAAGUGUUCAGGAUCGUUUCGGCAUGGAGGCUAUUGCAAGCUUACAUCGCCAACUGGAUGAUGAUGAUAAUGGAAACAUCGAUUUGAGCGAAUCCGAUGACUUUUUACGGGAGGAAUUGAAGUACGACUCAGGUUAUGAAAAACGGCAGAAAGCAUUUCACUUCAAUGACGAUAUGCAUAUAUCGGUCAAAGAACUGUGGGAGGCUUGGCUGAGAUCAGAGGUGCAUAAUUGGACCAUCGAACAGACCACAGAUUGGUUGGCACAAUCUGUUCAGCUGCCCCAAUAUGUUGAUCUGUUUAAAUUACAUAAGGUUACUGGAGCUGCUUUGCCAAGGUUGGCUGUGAAUAAUCUUCAGUAUGUGGGCAAUGUACUUGGAAUCAAAGACCCUAUACAUAAGCAAAAAAUCUCAUUAAAGGCAAUGGACGUUGUACUUUUUGGACCACCGAGAGAAACUGGCACCCGUUGGAAGGACUACAUAUUGGUUACCUUGUUGCUAAGCGCUAUUAUUGGAUGUUGGUACGCCUACCAGCAAAAUAAGAAUGCCAAACGCCAUCUGCGCCGCAUGGCCCAAGAUAUGGAAGGAUUGCAGAGAGCUGAACAAAGUCUACAGGAGAUGCAGAAGGAACUAGAAAGAGCCAGAAUGGAGCAGGAAAAUGUGGCAACUGAGAAAAUGGAUUUGGAGCGGCGUCUCAAAGAGGCCCCCACACUCAGUUCUUCAAACUCGGAUUUGGAAGUGCAGCAGCUUAAAAAGGAGAUCGAGAUGUUGCGCAAUGAGUUGUCUCGUGCCGAAUUCGAGUUAGUUGACAACUGCUGGGCACCACCACCUCAGCUUCAAUCGUGGCUGCAAUACACCUAUGAACUAGAGAGUAAGAAUCAUCAGAAGAAACGCACAUCGGCUGAGAAGCAACUUCAGUCGGCCAGAGAGGCUUGCGAGAAAUUGCGGAAGAAGCGAUCAAGUUUGGUGGGAGCGUUCGUUUCCACCCACGGCAAGAGUAUUGAUGAUGUCGAUCGAUCCAUUGUUGAGGCACGAAAUGCCCUUGGAGAUGUGACAAAUGAGUUGCAAGAACGGCUUCAUCGCUGGAAGCAAAUCGAGACGUGCCUUGGCUUAAACAUUGUUAAUAACAAUGGACUGUCGUACUUGGAGAAUGUUCUAUAUGGCCGAAAUGGAGGCUUACAAAGUUCCAUGGGCGUGAGCUCAACAAAGGGGUCUAGAACACGUAUUACCAACAGCACCGAAGACUUGGACGAUGAGUCUAUACAAGGUAAGAUGAAUUUUGAGAACUUUUCGCUGCUUGCCACGGAAUAAGGCUUGUGCGCUCAGUCUGUGAGGACAAUAAAACCCAGCUCUUCAGUAAAAAGCAUACUACUUGACGAACUAAAUAAAACAUAAAACCGCUUAUUGAACCCUGAAUGAAAUCUGUUUUACAUUAAGAUGCUGUAUUAAUGAAGGUCAUAUAACAUUAUGUGUGUAUGAUAUUUUAAUCUUUAUAUUUGUAAUAUAUCCAUUUUAUUUUUGAUGUAUA